UACGCACCUGCCAUCGCGCUCCCUCCAUCUGUCUGUCCGAGCACCUUUGAACAAGCUUCCCGUAACGGCCAUCUGGAUCUGUAGGCAUAGGCCGAGACGCACAAAAUUUGCCCGCGCACGCACCGCAUCGUAAAGUGAACGAAGUACGCGACGACGAUGGCUUCGAACAGCAAUUUUAACACCGUCGCCUUAAAAUCGACAGCGUGCGCUCUGAACGCUAACAGUAUCGUAACCAAAGGUGCACACGAUCCAGUAAAUUGUACAGACGAAAUGGUGGAAACGGGCACCAAGCGCAAAGCAGACAUGAGCCUAGCGAAGCAGGAAAUCGGUGCCAAACGGUUCGCGCUGGGCAAUCUGACCAAUGCCGAAACCACGGGCACGGCGUCGACCAUCGGAGCGGUCCUGAAGAGCAAGAUGACCAACUUUCUGAGCAAGCCGAUGAUGUCGUCGAACAAAUUGGUCGGGGACGUCGCCAAACCAACAUGGAAGCCAAACGAGCAACAUUUCAAGAAAAACAAGCCACCGAAGAUCCAUGGCGUCCCCAGGAUCAUGACGCGCGCCGCUAUGCGUAAACAGCAAGCCGUCGAUGUGAAUCAAAAGACACAACAAGACAGACCCAUCUCGGUCAUGAAGGGCAAAGAGAAUGUACCGUCGUCGUCAGACACCGUCUCCGGAAACGUUGCGGGUGUGUCAGCUCUCGCUCAAAACCGCAAAGCGGAGGAGUUGGUUGCUAAACCGAAACCCCUUGCGACUGUUGUCACAAAUCGUGCGUCAUGGAAAAAUGUAUUAAGAGCGCGCUCGACAACAGUAGCGGCCGGGGCUGAAAUCGCCACAAACGACUCUGCAAGCAAUGGCGAGCAGAAAAAGUCGCAGCAGGCCACAAAUGCCUGCCUGGCCAAGCAUGCCGAGGUGGUGGUGAAGCCGAAGCGUGGCCGAAUGUCGAGCGAGUUCGAGGCAAGCGACAACUCGCUGUACGUGACAGCGGUUGAUAAUUUUGAGGACGGUUCAGCAGCCUCCGCCGGUACUGGGCCGGAUUGUGUAGACCCGCUUGGGCCGGACUGUGUGGAUCCGCUUGGGCCGGAGAUUGCACCACGCAACGAACCGGCACCACCGGCGGUAAAACCACUCGCUGCCCGAGCUGAUGGAAAGCCUAAGCAGCGCGGCCGCGGGUCGAGCGAGUUCGAAGACAGUGGUACGUUGUACAUGACGGCGGUAGACAAUUUGGAUGAUGGCGCGACCAUCUCGAACAAAGGAAAGGCCGUUGCUGCCGCUGGUCGUGUGGCGGCGACCGGUGCUUCCCUUGCCGCACCGGACAAAAAGACGAAGGCUCGGGUGGAAGAUGAGAAUGGUCCGUGGAAAAUGCUAAUCACCGAAAACGUUGCCCUAACCCGGGCCGCCACUGCCGAGAUCGGUGUGCCGCGCAAACAGCCGCCGGCAAGUGUCGAGGACUACGAUCUUUGCUACUGGAACGAUAUCUACCAGGUGUCGGAAUACGCACAGGACAUAUUUGACUACCUGCAGGAGCGGGAGCCCGCGUACGACAUUCCGGACUACAUGGUGCGCCAGAAGCAUUUGACGAAGCGGAUGCGUGCCCUGCUGGUCGACUGGAUGAUUGAGAUACAGGAGACGUUCGAGCUGAACCAUGAAACGCUCUAUCUGGCCGUUAAAAUACUCGACACCUACCUGUCCCGUGUGACGAUCGGCCACGAAGUCUUGCAGCUCGUGGGAAUCGCGGGCAUGCUGAUCGCCUCGAAGUACGACGAACGUUUGCCCCCGACGGUCGAUGACUUUGUUUACUUCUGCGACGGUGCGUACGAUCGUAACGAUUUGCUCAAGAUGGAGCGCACCGUGUUCCGUACCAUCGAAUUCGAUCUCGGCUUUCCACUGUCCUACCGUUUCCUGCGCCGGUACGCUCGCGUCAACCGCAUUCCGAUGAUGACGCUCACGCUGGCCCGCUACAUUCUCGAGACGGGGCUGAUGGAUUACAACACGGUGCUGGUGCGCGAUUCCAAGCUUGCCUGCGGUGCGCUCUUCAUCGCUCGCCGUAUGCUGGACCAGCCGGGAUGGAACGAAACACUCGAAUACUACUCAAGUUACAAGGUGGAGCAAUUUACGGACGCGAUCGUGCUGCUGAACAACGGCAUGAGCUCGAGGCAAUAUUCGUUCGACACGGUGCACAAGAAAUACUCGCACGAGCUGUUCUUCGAGGUGGCCAAACGCCCCGUCAUCACUAGUAUGGAGAAAUUGUUCGCCACCUCAAGCGUAAUGUACAAAGCGGCUCCCACCGCCUUACCAGUUGCAGCCGACGCAACGACCAAAGAAAAUGUCGCCCCCAUUCCGGCCGCCGUCAGUAACAAAUGAGAUUAAGGUGCAAACCGGGGCCACCGCGCCACCGCGAGUAAUAGUAUAUGAUGUACCACAUUCAUGGUUGUCCAAAAGCACAUGAAGGUAACGUUGAUUCCUGCACUGCAUUAUACAAAGUAAGACCCCUCUCAUGAUGAACUGACCAAGAAAAUAGCUAGCCUAAAGUGUGUAUGUGCGCGAGCGUGUCGCCCCGUCCUGGCCACACGUUCUGUGAAGAGUGGUGUAAUUUCAAAUCGUUAGUAAUAUAGGCUAUAUAACAGAACAAAAUCAACCGCCGCUCUCGCCGUUUCAUCUCGUGCCAAGAUAUUUUUUUGUGUCGUAGCUGUAAGGUUUUUUUUUGCUUCAACCAUCCAUUAAUUAUUCUUUUUAUCGUUGAUUACUUGUCACGUACGUUUCAUUUUUCCUGUUAUUUCUUGUAUUGAUGCUUGUUAGCUUGUAAGUGUUAGCAAUUAAGGCUGUUCUCUUUCUCUCCCUCUCUCGAUACGUUUGGCAAGAUCGCAAAUGAGACUGAUUUUUGGGGCUUAAUACACAAGCACACGCACGAACACCACCUGACCAUUGCUUUCUCGCGUGUGAUCGCGAAGUUAGAUGCAUUUUUAGUAGCGAGUAAGUGAAUGCGCAAAAUUCAGAGCGUGCGCGAAACGCAUUUCCAAAUAAACGAUUUUUUACUAGCA
Messenger RNA from Anopheles arabiensis, 3038 nucleotides. RefSeq lists its product as uncharacterized. The transcript is spliced from 4 exons. Gene Ontology annotation, cellular component: cytoplasm; centrosome; cyclin-dependent protein kinase holoenzyme complex. Gene Ontology annotation, molecular function: cyclin-dependent protein serine/threonine kinase regulator activity. The record is from RefSeq and is a predicted model, not a curated record. Bases 157 to 2361 code for a protein of 734 amino acids. Gene Ontology annotation, biological process: regulation of cyclin-dependent protein serine/threonine kinase activity; mitotic cell cycle phase transition. NCBI's taxonomy places the organism in Eukaryota, Metazoa, Arthropoda, Insecta, Diptera, Culicidae.